Molecule: messenger RNA, 1257 nt
Organism: Penicillium psychrosexuale
Lineage: Eukaryota; Fungi; Ascomycota; Eurotiomycetes; Eurotiales; Aspergillaceae
Exons: 4
Coding region: 1-1257 (418 amino acids)
Source: RefSeq, a predicted model, not a curated record
AUGAUGGAGGAGAGUACAAGCACAGUCCUUGCAAGCGAGGCGGCAACGCUAAGUUAUUUACGCGACAAAAGUGAUAUUCCCGUCCCAGAAGUGUUUUCGUUCUGUCCUACUCAUCAGAAUGAUAUUGGCGUUCCCUAUAUCUUGAUAAGCAAAGCACAUGGGAAACCACUUGCUUCUUUCGGCUGGGAUGACAAUAGUGAUUUGGAUAAUGACUCUCGGCCAUGUUUGACGCUACAGCAGAAACGAAAGGUCAUAAGACAAUUGGGCAAAAUCCACGCAUCCCUUUCGAACAUACGAUUUGAUCGGAUCGGAUCACUGUUGCGGGUGGAAGACGAUUAUACUCUAGGAACGUGUCUUUCUCCAGCCCUUAUGUGGCAUGGCCGCGAUGAGUUUGAUGAUGACGAUAUCCCACUCGGGCCGUUUGACGACGCAGCAUCAUUCUACAGAGCGCAGACCUUCGCUUUGCUUGCUCAUGUGAGAGAACUUCCUAUGGAGCACCAUAUGUUCCAUGCACCGGUGCCUACACGACAGGAAUACGAUACGUUCAGUGAAUAUUAUAUUGCUACGAAUAGGUGGAAUGACUACGUUACCGUGGGGUCAAAAAUCGAGAGCGCAAAAAAUAGGCUUGACUACACCUCUGCUGCGCUUGCUAUUUUGGAACUUGUUCCCUUGCUAGCCGAAAGCGACAAUCAAAUUCGCGGCUCUGGCUUCCCAUUGUUUCAUCCCGACCUGAGUACCAGCAAUUUGUUCGUUGAUGACGAUCUGAAUGUGACCUGUAUCAUUGAUUGGGCUUGCACUUCAUCUGUUCCGAAGUCAAUGUUACUCGUCUGUCCCGGACUACCUCAUUCCCGGAAUCCAACACCCCUCGAGUUUAUAGACUCUUUCAUACAAGGUUUUGUUGAAGGGAAAGGGUUGGAUUCCCAAGCAGCUCUUCCUUUCGAGAAAAGCAAUGAUCUUUGGGAAUUUGCUCGCUUGGAGCUUUUUGCAAAGCUGAAUGACAUGAAGGAACGGGAUGAGUUUAUCACCUCGUUGAAAAUGAUAUCCCAAUACACCGCCACAUCUGAGGAAAUGCGGAAUGAGAAACAGUAUUUUGAAUGUAACGGGCCCGAAAGAUUGGCGCUGGCACGCCAUAUUUCAACAAUGGCAAGUCUCAAUCCCAAGUUUGUGGCGGAUCAGCGCCUCUGGAAGUGGGUCGUGAUAUACUUGAAGCAGCGAGACACAUAUAUGUUCCCUAACCUUGAGAAGGCAGUUAAUUGA